Trichosurus vulpecula (common brushtail) is the source of this 768-nucleotide messenger RNA. RefSeq names its product distal-less homeobox 1 (gene DLX1). The transcript has 3 exons. Gene Ontology annotation, biological process: cell differentiation; negative regulation of transcription by RNA polymerase II; embryo development. Bases 1 to 768 code for a protein of 255 amino acids. NCBI's taxonomy places the organism in Eukaryota, Metazoa, Chordata, Mammalia, Diprotodontia, Phalangeridae. The record is from RefSeq and is a predicted model, not a curated record. Gene Ontology annotation, molecular function: RNA polymerase II cis-regulatory region sequence-specific DNA binding; DNA-binding transcription factor activity, RNA polymerase II-specific.
AUGACCAUGACUACUAUGCCAGAAAGCCUCAACAGCCCCGUGUCGGGCAAGGCUGUCUUUAUGGAGUUUGGGCCGCCCAGCCAGCAAAUGUCUCCUUCUCCCAUGUCCCACGGACACUAUUCCAUGCACUGUUUACAUUCUGCUGGCCACUCGCAGCCCGACAGCUCCUACAGCUCGGCCUCAUCCUUCUCCAGACCGCUGGGCUACCCCUAUGUCAACUCCGUCAGCAGCCACUCGUCUAAUCCCUACAUCAGUUCAGUGCAAUCCUAUCCCAACAGCUCCAGCCUGACUCAGACCCGGUUAGAGGAGACAGGAGCAGAUUCGGAGAAAAGCACCGUGGUAGAAGGAGGGGAAGUUCGUUUCAAUGGGAAGGGGAAAAAAAUUCGCAAACCCAGGACUAUUUAUUCCAGUUUGCAGUUGCAGGCUUUGAACAGGAGGUUCCAGCAAACUCAGUACCUAGCUCUGCCGGAAAGAGCGGAGCUCGCAGCCUCAUUGGGACUCACGCAGACACAGGUUAAAAUCUGGUUCCAGAACAAGCGGUCCAAAUUCAAGAAACUGAUGAAGCAGGGAGGGGCUGCCCUUGAGAGCAGCGCGCUGGCGAACGGCCGGGCUCUGUCCGCCAGUUCGCCUCCAGUCCCCCCGGGCUGGAACACCAGCAGCUCCUCCAGUAAGAGCUCCACUGGCAACGCGGGCACCUACAUCCCGAGCUACACGUCGUGGUACCCCUCAGCCCAUCAAGAAGCUAUGCAGCAACCUCAGCUCAUGUGA